Aspergillus ibericus CBS 121593 is the source of this 468-nucleotide messenger RNA. RefSeq lists its product as uncharacterized. The transcript has a single exon. The record is from RefSeq and is a predicted model, not a curated record. The coding region runs from base 84 to 392 and encodes 102 amino acids. NCBI's taxonomy places the organism in Eukaryota, Fungi, Ascomycota, Eurotiomycetes, Eurotiales, Aspergillaceae.
GUGCGCGAUACCCUGCGAGUUGCACUGUACAGAUAGUUUUUAAGCGUUGCUUUCUUCAGCGGACAUGAUGGCGAUUGGCGUUGAUGACUUUCGGGUUUGCGUUGUUCUCACUUUUUCGUUUUCUUCCUUUUUUGAUUACUACAGCGCAACCUCUAAAAGCCCAGGACUACCAGAUUCUCUCUAUCGCGAUUGCGACCAAUCUCAGGAACACGGCUGUCCAGCAGCGUGUGAUUUCUCCACAACGUUCCAUCUUGCUUUCACCCUACCUACCCUACCUACCCUACUUACGACUUACGACCGGUUGGAUAUUGUCUUUUGCGCGUUCACUCACAGUCCCAUGUACACUGGUUGUUAAUACUAUUCUCCGCAGCAACUGUAUUAAUCAAGGAUGAUUUGAAUGACUACUCCCUACACGUUCAGCCUCGAUUAGGUUUAGAAUAUCCUCUAGUUUCUCAUUUAAUUUUACAU